AUGGUCAACUUCACGAUCGAAGAGAUCCGGGCCUUGAUGGACCGGCCGGCCAACAUCCGGAACAUGUCCGUCAUUGCCCACGUCGACCAUGGAAAGUCGACCCUGACCGACUCGCUGGUCCAGCGUGCUGGUAUUAUUUCCGCCGCAAAGGCUGGUGAGGCCCGUUUCACCGAUACGCGUCAGGAUGAGCAGGAACGUGGUAUCACCAUCAAGUCCACGGCCAUCUCCCUGUACGCCCAACUGCCCGACCCCGAAGACCUCAAGGACAUUCCCCAGAAGGUCGACGGUAACGAGUUCUUGAUCAACCUGAUCGACUCGCCCGGUCACGUCGACUUCUCCUCCGAGGUCACUGCCGCUCUGCGUGUCACCGACGGUGCCCUCGUCGUCGUCGACUGUGUCGAGGGUGUCUGUGUCCAGACCGAGACGGUGCUGCGCCAGGCCCUGAGCGAGCGGAUCAAGCCCGUCGUCGUCAUCAACAAGGUCGACCGUGCCCUGCUCGAGCUGCAGGUCUCCAAGGAGGACCUGUACCAGUCCUUCUCGCGGACCAUCGAGUCCGUCAAUGUCAUCAUCGCCACCUACCUCGACAAGGUGCUUGGUGACGUCCAGGUCUAUCCGGACAAGGGUACCGUCGCCUUCGGUUCCGGUCUCCACGGAUGGGCCUUCACCGUCCGCCAGUUUGCCGUCAAGUACGCCAAGAAGUUUGGUGUCGACCGCAACAAGAUGAUGGAGCGUCUCUGGGGUGACAACUACUUCAACCCCAAGACCAAGAAGUGGACCAAGACUGGCGAGUACGAGGGCAAGCCUCUGGAGCGUGCCUUCAACCAGUUCAUCUUGGACCCCAUCUUCAAGAUCUUCUCCGCCAUCACCCACAACAAGAAGGAGGAGAUUGCGACCCUGCUCGAGAAGCUGGACAUCAAGCUGGUCGGUGAGGAGAAGGACCAGGAGGGCAAGCAGCUGCUCAAGACCGUCAUGCGCAAGUUCUUGCCCGCCGCCGACGCCCUCAUGGAGAUGAUGGUCCUGCACCUGCCCUCGCCUGUCACCGCCCAGAAGUACCGUGCUGAGACGCUGUACGAGGGUCCGACCGAUGAUGAGGCCUGCAUCAGCAUCCGUGACUGCAACCCGCAGGGUCCUCUCAUGCUCUACGUCUCCAAGAUGGUGCCGACCUCGGACAAGGGUCGUUUCUACGCCUUCGGUCGUGUCUUCUCCGGUACCGUCCGCUCCGGUCUGAAGGUCCGCAUCCAGGGUCCCAACUACACCCCGGGCAAGAAGGACGACCUGUACAUCAAGGCCAUCCAGCGCACCAUCCUCAUGAUGGGUCGUUUCGUCGAGCCCAUCGAGGAUGUCCCGGCCGGUAACAUUGUCGGUCUGGUCGGUGUCGACCAGUUCCUGCUCAAGUCGGGUACUCUCACCACCUCCGAGACGGCCCACAACCUGAAGGUCAUGAAGUUCUCUGUCUCGCCGGUCGUGCAGCGUUCCGUCGAGGUCAAGAACGCCAACGACCUGCCCAAGCUGGUCGAAGGUCUCAGGCGUCUGGCCAAGUCCGACCCUUGCGUCCUGACCUUCAUCUCCGAGUCCGGUGAGCACGUCGUCGCCGGUGCCGGUGAACUGCACCUGGAGAUCUGUCUGAAGGACCUCGAGGAGGACCACGCCGGUGUGCCGCUGCGUGUCUCCGACCCCGUCGUGCAGUACCGUGAGACUGUUGGCGCCGAGUCCAGCAUGACCGCCUUGUCCAAGUCGCCCAACAAGCACAACCGUCUGUACGUUGUGGCCCAGCCUCUGGAUGAGGAGGUCUGCCGGGCCAUCGAGUCGGGCAAGAUCAACCCGCGUGACGAUUUCAAGGUCCGGGCCCGUCUCAUGGCCGACGAGUACGGCUGGGAUGUCACCGACGCCCGGAAGAUCUGGGCUUUCGGUCCCGACACCACCGGUCCCAACCUGAUUGUCGACCAGACCAAGGCCGUCCAGUACCUCAACGAAGUCAAGGACUCCAUCGUGUCUGGUUUCCAGUGGGCGACCCGCGAAGGUCCGAUUGCGGAAGAGCAGAUGCGCGCGAUCCGCUUCAACAUCAUGGAUGUGACCCUGCACGCGGAUGCCAUCCACCGUGGUGGUGGUCAGAUCAUCCCCACGGCGCGUCGUGUGCUGUACGCCGCCACCCUGCUGGCCGAGCCCAGCAUCAUGGAGCCCAUCUUCAACGUCGAGAUCACGGUGCCCGAGCAGGCCAUGGGUGGUAUCUACGGUGUGCUCACCCGCCGUCGUGGUCACGUCUACACCGAGGAGCAGAGACCGGGUACGCCACUGUUCACCGUCAAGGCCUACAUGCCCGUCAACGAAUCGUUCGGUUUCACCGGCGAUCUGCGUGCCGCCACCGGUGGUCAGGCCUUCCCUCAGUCUGUCUUCGACCACUGGGCCAUCCUGCCUGGUGGCUCGCCUCUCGACCCGACCACGAAGCCUGGUCAGAUCGUUGCGGAGACCCGGAAGCGCAAGGGUCUCAAGGAGCAGGUUCCGGGCUACGAGAACUACUACGACAAGCUGUAA
Messenger RNA from Rasamsonia emersonii CBS 393.64, 2532 nucleotides. Its product is annotated as Translation elongation factor EF-2 subunit. Bases 1 to 2532 code for a protein of 843 amino acids. Gene Ontology annotation, cellular component: ribonucleoprotein complex; cytosol. The record is from RefSeq and is a predicted model, not a curated record. Gene Ontology annotation, molecular function: ribosome binding; translation elongation factor activity; GTP binding. NCBI's taxonomy places the organism in Eukaryota, Fungi, Ascomycota, Eurotiomycetes, Eurotiales, Trichocomaceae. Gene Ontology annotation, biological process: translational elongation. The transcript has 5 exons.